AUGGGCCUUCGAAUCAUCGUGACCGGGGGGUCUGGCAAAGCCGGUCAGCAUGUCAUCGCGGAGCUUCUCAAAGCCGGACAUACAAUCUUGAACUUGGAUCUGAACCCCCUGCAAAAUGAUGAAGUGUGCACACUCAAGACCGACCUGACAGUCUCCGGCCAGGUCUUCAGUGCCAUGUCCGGCCAAUUCGCUUUGAGCGAACCAUUCCCUCCGGGGCUCCCGCCAACCCCGGAUGCAGUUAUUCAUCUUGCAGGCUACUCGCGCAACAUGAUCGCUCCUGAUGAUGAGACGUUCCGUACGAACACUGUAUCUACUUAUAAUGUGAUUGAGGCCGCCUGCAAGUUGGGUAUCAAGAAAAUCAUCAUCGCGAGCAGUGUCACAGUGUACGGGGUGUCCUUCGCACUUGGUGACACAGACUACCCAUCAUUCCCUGUCGAUGAAGAGGUAGAUACAAACCCAACUGAUACCUACGCAAUUGCCAAGGUCUGCGGUGAAAGAGUUGCAAGGGGCUUCGCACGUCGAUUUGGUAUAGACAUAUAUGCCUUCCGGAUCGGGCGGGUUAUUGCACCCGAAGAAUAUGAGCAGGAACUCUUCCAUAGCUAUGUCUAUGAGCCAGAGAAAUGGAAGGUCCACGGCUGGUCCUAUACCGAUGUCCGUGAUUUGGGUCGGAUGUGCGACUUGGCCCUCCAAAAGUCAGGACUUGGGUUUCAGGUCUUCAACGCGACGAACGAUACUAUCACUGGCAUGACCCCGACAGAGGAAUUCCUGAGACGACAAUGCCCAGAUGUUCCCUUCACGAGACAAAUGGGGGAGUUUGAAGCUCCAUUGACCAAUGCCAGGAUGAAGUCGGUUUUGGGAUUCGAGGAACAGCACCUAUGGCGCAAAUAUUUCCCAUUCAAGGAACAAGAGUCAAACUAG
Messenger RNA from Aspergillus clavatus NRRL 1, 918 nucleotides. RefSeq names its product NAD-dependent epimerase/dehydratase family protein. Lineage: Eukaryota; Fungi; Ascomycota; Eurotiomycetes; Eurotiales; Aspergillaceae. The transcript has a single exon. The record is from RefSeq and is a predicted model, not a curated record. Bases 1 to 918 code for a protein of 305 amino acids.